UUCUUGGGCGGAAAAAUAAAAGGCUCUCUUUUGAAUCCUCCUCCCCCAUAGAUCUAUCAUUCAUCGCCAUUCUCCUCCUCCUUCUUCUUCUUCACUGCCACACUUUCGUUUCCCGUUGACAAAGGAUUUAAUAUUAAAAAAGAUGGCAGCAGAUUCAAGCUUCUCUGGUUUAGAAGGACAGAAAGAUGAACACAAUUCUGACAUGGAGGAAGACAUGGAUCUAACAGAAGAUAAUUUCAGAAAUGUUUCUGGCCAGUUUUCAAGGGAAACAACAUCCACAGCCACGACGGUUAGAGAUGCUGUCAGUGUCAGUCUUGAAACCGUGAAAGUGGAUGUUAGUUCUAAAACUGGUGUUAAAAGAGCCAGAACAAUCUCUGAAGAAAAUCAAUCUUCAGUACAUGUUACAUAUAAACACUUAACAAGAGCUAGCAAGCAGAAGCUGGAAAGUUUAUUACAGCAAUGGUCAGAAUGGGAAGCAGAACAAAGUUAUCUGCCUUGCCAGUCUGAUCAGGAUCAAGAACCAGCACUGGAAUCUGGUGAGGACACAUAUUUUCCUGCUUUGCGUGUGGGAUUGCAGAAGACAUCAUCUGUGUCAUUUUGGUUCGACUGCAAAACUGGUCAGGAUUCUUUAAAGGAGUUUGUUCCAGUGGAAAGCAGCACUACUCCUCUCUAUAACCGUCAAUUCGCAAUUGGUUUAGAUUCAACCGUUGGCUCAAGUAACUUGGAAGGAGGUUUGGAGAUUAUUGAUGAUGAUCCUCCACGUUGCUUCAACUGCGGCGCAUACAGUCAUUCAAUGAGAGAAUGUCCAAAGCCUUUUGAUCGAUCAGCGGUUAACAUUGCACGGAGACAGCAUAAAAGCAAAAGAAAUCAAAGUUCUCGUCUAAUACCGUCUCGGUAUUAUAAGAGCGCUCAAGGUGGAAAAUAUGAUGGCUUGAAGCCUGGCUCACUUGAUCCUGAGACUCGUCAGGUUCUUGGUCUUGGGGAACUGGACCCUCCUCCUUGGCUUCACAGGAUGCGAGAGAUUGGAUAUCCACCAGGAUAUCUAGCUGUGGAAGAGGAUCAUCUCUCUGGAAUCACUAUAUUUGAUGAGGAAGAGACUGAGCCAGAAGAAGAAGAAAAAGAAGGAGAGGUAAAGGCUGAGGACGGUGAGAUAUUGGAAGUAGCAGCAAGCUCUUCAGAGCCGCCGCAAAUGAAAAUGACAGUUGAGUUUCCUGGUAUUAACGCGCCUAUCCCGGAGAACGCAGAUGUGUGGUUAUGGCAACAGAGGAAGAACACAGGGCAUGGUUACAAUCAUGAUUACCAAUACAGAGGCGUAAUGGGACCUCCGGGUGUUGAACUUUCUUCUAGUUAUCCUCCAAGGUAUGGUGGCAUUAGAUAUGAUCACGGGUUUGGUUCAAUAGCAAGAAGCCCUGGCUCGGAAUCAGAAAGAAGGUAUUACUACUCUCCGUAUGAUCAAAAUUUGAGGUAGAGAGAGAGAGAGAGGAGGCUGAUUGAUCGUUAUAGAUUUUAGCAGCAGAAGAUGAAUUAGUGAGUGACUUGUAGGAUCUGUAUUGUAUGGUUUAGGGAAGCCAUUUUCUCCUUUUUAUCUUAGAACAGAAACCACAGUGCUUAUCAUGCACGGUUUUUAUUCAAGGGAGGUUUCAUUUUGUAACAGUUACGUUAAUGUGGAGGUUUAUUAUUCAUUUACAUUU
This is a messenger RNA of Brassica oleracea var. oleracea, 1691 nucleotides long. RefSeq lists its product as uncharacterized. Bases 143 to 1468 code for a protein of 441 amino acids. The record is from RefSeq and is a predicted model, not a curated record. Gene Ontology annotation, molecular function: RNA binding; zinc ion binding. NCBI's taxonomy places the organism in Eukaryota, Viridiplantae, Streptophyta, Magnoliopsida, Brassicales, Brassicaceae. Gene Ontology annotation, cellular component: catalytic step 2 spliceosome. The transcript is spliced from 9 exons.